This is a messenger RNA of Symsagittifera roscoffensis, 2197 nucleotides long. RefSeq lists its product as uncharacterized. Lineage: Eukaryota; Metazoa; Xenacoelomorpha; Acoela; Convolutidae. The transcript has a single exon. Gene Ontology annotation, molecular function: protein binding. Gene Ontology annotation, biological process: maturation of SSU-rRNA from tricistronic rRNA transcript (SSU-rRNA, 5.8S rRNA, LSU-rRNA). Bases 10 to 2064 code for a protein of 684 amino acids. Gene Ontology annotation, cellular component: small-subunit processome; 90S preribosome; nucleolus. The record is from RefSeq and is a predicted model, not a curated record.
CAGGGUAUUAUGAGCUUCUUCAUCGAUCGGUUGGGAGAGGGAGAACCAGCGCUUCCAACUGAAUACGAUGCUGAUCAGGAUCCAGUUCUUAGGCCAAUUCCGUCAGACGAUGAGUCCAUUGUUCAUGAAGAUGAAAGUGAAGAAGCUGAGAAAGACUUGACAAUGGAGAUCCCUUCUGACAGUGAAGGAGAAAUUAAUUCUAAAACGAUCUCAACAACUUCUACCGUGAUGUGUACAAAUAUCCAGCUUCCGGAAAAGCGAAAACGAAAAUCAAAUCUAGUGUCGCGCCCUGAAAGCCGCCUCCGAAAAUCAGGUAAUAAUGUUAAAAGUAACCUCACAGAUUCAGGGGUCAAAAAUAAGGACUCAAAAGAGUCAAGAAGAUCAAAAAGUGUUCAUAUUGAUACUGAGGGAAUGUUUUUCUGUGGACCACAAAAACCAUUUGAAGAUCCUCUAAUCGCUAAAAAACAGUCUUCCAAACAACGAAGCGUCUCAAAAACGAAGAGUCCCAAAACUAAAGAAUCUGAAGACUUACCAUCAAAAAUGGAGAUUCCAGAAAAGGUUUUGCAGCAGUAUGAAAAGGGAAGUAAAUUUUCAAGUAGUCACAUAAAACAGGCCAAGGUUAAACACGAAUUGGAAAAACAAGAAACUCGGAUGAGCGAAGCUGUGGAAAAAGCGGCUAAAAUGGAUUUGUUUUUAUCCGAACAACCGGGUUAUAUUGAAGCUGAAGACGAAGAGUUGCCUAGCUUAGAUCAAGAUACGAUUCAGAGGAAUGUCGACAUAACCAAUGCCGAAAAGCGAUUUGACCUUUCCUUGAAACAGUUCGGACCUUAUAAGGUUAGUUACACAAGAAAUGGAAGGUAUCUUCUAAUCGGAGGCAAAAUGGGUCAUAUUGCUGCUUUUGACUGGAAUAAAAAGUCCCUUUGCUCCGAAAUUAAUGUAAUGGAAACAGUAAAUGAUAUCUGUUGGCUGCAUAAUGAAAACAUGUUUGCAGUUGCUCAGAAAAGAUGGGUUUAUAUCUAUGACAGAGCGGGAGUUGAGCUGCAUGCUUUAAGACAGCUAGACAGAGUGAAGUCCAUGCAGUUUUUACCCUAUCAUUUCUUACUAGCUACUAUGAAUGACCUUGGAUUCCUAUCAUACCUUGAUGUCUCGAUGGGUAAAGUGGUUUCAACACUGUCAACGGGGCUAAAAGGUGUCAGAGAAAUAAUACAUAAUCCUCAGAAUGCUGUAAUUUUCUCAGCGCAUCCGAACGGAGUUGUGAAUUUAUGGGCGCCUAGCUCGAAUAAACCGUUGGUGAAAAUGGCAUGCCAUAGAUCAGCCAUUGCAACGAUGGCCAUUGAUAAAAGUGGGAAUUAUUUAGCUACAUGUGGCAUCGAUAGAAGAUUGAGAAUUUUUGACCUGAGAACUUUCGCUCCAGUGCACUCCUAUAAAUUGAAUGUGAGUGCUCGGAGUUUAGAUUUUAGUCAGAAAGGUCUUUUAGCAGCGGCUUUCCCCAGAAAUGUUGAUAUUUUCAAAGGCACAUGUGGCGAUGAUUCUAUUGUGAAGCCGUUCCUAACUCAUAGGUUGCAUAGAAGUCAAAUAGGAAAUGUUGAGUUUUGCCCGUAUGAAGAUGUAUUAGGUAUCGGGCACCAGUUAGGUGUGUCAAGUAUUUUGGUUCCAGGUUCCGGAGAGCCGAACUUUGAUGCUUUAGAGGUUAACCCGUUCGCCACAACUCAGCAGCGUAAAGAGGCUGAAAUUAAGUCUCUAUUGGAUAAAAUCCAACCUGAAAUGAUUUCCUUGGAAAAUAAUCAAAUUUUGAGGGUUCACAAGGAAGAGAAAACUGAAAUCCGAGACAAGGAUGUACCUCCGGCAUUGCAAGUAAACUUGAAGAAGAAAGCGAAAGGACGAAGCAAGUCGAUGAAAAAAGAGCAGAGAAAGAGCGGCUUAAAAGAAGAACAGCGUCGAAAAGAUAUUCAAGAGAAAAUAAAAAUAAAACGAAAAGAAAAGCGAGCAGCAAAACGCGGAAAAGCAGGGAAAAAUUCAAUGUCAUUUGAUCCACUCGAUCGCUUCAAAACUAAGUCUAAAUGAAAAAAUUAUUUGGCGAUUUGUUAUAUCAAUAUACCGGUGAAGUAGGUUUGUAAAAUGCACUGCUGCUCGAAUUCAAGCACUUUGAUGCGUUUUCUUAAGUGUUGUAAUAAUGGUUGGGGAGGGUUCUCAUGCU